Messenger RNA from Cavenderia fasciculata, 2505 nucleotides. RefSeq lists its product as uncharacterized. The transcript has 2 exons. The coding region runs from base 1 to 2505 and encodes 834 amino acids. Lineage: Eukaryota; Evosea; Eumycetozoa; Acytosteliales; Cavenderiaceae. The record is from RefSeq and is a predicted model, not a curated record.
AUGUCUCUAUUAAAGUUAUCGAAUCUAUUACUGCUACAUAUCAUAUCACAGAUAGAUAACGGAGAUACAGUAUGUUUGUUGUUAACUUGUAAACAGUUAUAUCGUAAUGGUAGUGUUAGAAGAUUGAUUAGAUUCAAAGGCAUAGAAGCGAUCACUGACAAGGGAGAGAUAUCAAAGCAGUUUAUAGCAACAGCUACUCAAUUCAAACUCAACACAUUUAAAGAUAUAUUGGAGAAUAGUGUAUCUGAUCAACAUGUCAUCUUUGGGGAAUUCUGUGUACUGUCUCCAAUAGUCGACACCUAUCCUCAAUGGAUACAACAACGUAUAUCGGCUACUAUAGACAGAGUUGACAAGAAUAACAUUACAACUGCUUUAGUAACCAAUUACCAACAACCAACAAUACAAUCACUCUACAACAUACCAUCAAUCAAGACACUAUUCAUCAUCAACAAAACAAAAAAAGAAAGACAAGAGUACCUUUUUUAUCAUAAUUAUAGUAAUUCAGUGGUAGAUCUUGGUUCUAUUGCAUUGUUGUCUCGUCUCGAACAUCUUUCGGUUUAUGGUGUAAAACAGGUGAAACUUGGUCAACAUACAACACUCAAAUCUCUGAAACUACAUGUUGGUACCUCAUACGCACUCGCCGACUUGGGACUCACCAGAUUCGUAUCGCUGACCGAUCUAAGCUUCAAGAAUCAUUUUGUGUCGAGAAUGGGACCAGAUCAAUUGCCAAUCAGUUUGACGUCACUCACUCUCACAUUGAGCAAGACACCUCCACGAGAUACAUUCCAUUCAUUAAAGUCACUCGUCAAACUCAAGAUCUGGCUACGAAAUCAAGGUGGACCAAUCUUUGAGGAGGAGAAAAAGGAGGAGGAGGAGCAAAAACAAGCAUUCAUCGAUCUCGAACAUCUACCCAACCUCGAGACAUUCAAACUCAUUGAUCGCAUUAACUACCCAAUUAUUUGCAAGUGCAGUAUCGAGAUUAGUGUCCCUCCUUCAAUCAAGACUCUUGCAAUCCGGUCCGAUUGGGCACACAUCCCAUCACAGUAUGUCAUGCCAUUGUUGAAGACACUGUGUGUGCAUGGAAAGGUAUUGGUUGAUGGAAAUGUCAGUCUAAAGUCCAGCCAAUCUCUCAAGAAACUGGUUAUUCACGAAUGUAAGGAUGUCAUUCCAGCCAAUAUCAUCCCAUCUACUGUUGAAAAGGUUACAAUACAUAAUCAUGCAAGAGAUUUAUAUAUACUUGGACAAGUUGUAUUCCCCCCGUCACUGACUCACCUAUCCAUCUCUGGGGACCCUGAAUAUAUAAAACCACCCCAAUCACUCGUUAAACUAAGGCUUGGAUAUAAAGGUUCAAUCGUACUGCCUCUCGGUUUGAAAAAACUGUCGUAUUGUAGUACUGGCUCUUCAUGUCGUUUGAUGACAUUCCCAUCCAACUAUCCACCCAAUCUUGACACAAUCGAUCUACUCCAACUCAAAGUGGACCACCUUGUGAUUGACAAUAUACCGCCAUCUGUCACCAACCUAUUGAUGACAUUAGCAAAAAGUAGUGAUUGGUUGUAUGGUGGCCCUACAAUCUUUUCAAUCACCUCCAAGUUAACCAAAGACGUUGUCUCGCAACAACAACAAUGGCUACCACCCAGUAUCACACAUCUAACUUGCAAACUAUUGGGAGAUAUUUCGGAAUUUGUGUUUAGGUUGGAUGAAGUGAUCAACCAUACCAAUGUUAGAGAUUUAUCUAUCAUUAUUGACGAUUUUUCUCGUGGACCUCAUCCCACCUAUCAUUUUUCAAUUCAAAGAUUGGACACAGACAACAAUAAUGUAUUGGUAUUGGAGAAACAGACAAUGACAGGUGGAAUCAUCACUCAACGACGAAUAACAGUAAUCGACCAGCAACAACAACAAGAUGAUCAGCAGACACAGUAUCAUCCCAUCUAUUUACAUUUGGAUUCACACUCUGACCCUCCAUUUGAAUUGAAAUGGAGUUUUGUCAAAGACAGAUACUACGAUAAAGAUGAUGAUGAUGAAGAAAAUGAGAGCGACCACGAUGAUGAUAGUGAUGAUGAUAAAGACAGCGACAACGAUGACGAUUCUUCUUGGAACACAAAAUAUAUAUUGGAGAAUAGUGUAUCUGAUCAACAUGUCAUCUUUGGGGAAUUCUUUGAACAUUUAGACAACUAUCCUCAAUGGAUACAACAACGUAUCUCAUCCUCUACCAACAGAACUAGCUCUGACAAGAGUAACAUUACAACUGCUUUGGUAACCAAUUACCAACAAUCAACAAUACAAUCAAUCUACAACGACAUACCAUCAAUCGAGACACUAUUCAUCUUUAACAAAACAAAAAAACAUUAUUACUCAAAUAGUAAUACUAAUCCAGUUGUUGAUCUUGGUUCUAUUGCCUCAUCUCGAACAUCUUUCGGUUCGAGGUGCAAAAGAGGUGCAUCUUGGUCAACAUACAACACUCAAGUGGUGGGGGGAGGGCACCUCCCAUGCUGUGCGUGCCGCUGA